This is a messenger RNA of Vollenhovia emeryi, 1006 nucleotides long. RefSeq lists its product as uncharacterized. Lineage: Eukaryota; Metazoa; Arthropoda; Insecta; Hymenoptera; Formicidae. The record is from RefSeq and is a predicted model, not a curated record. The transcript is spliced from 2 exons. The coding region runs from base 113 to 538 and encodes 141 amino acids.
UUAGUUUGUUGUUAUAAAAUUUAUAAAUGAAGAUGACACUUGCCAUGACGAAGAUGAUGAUGCUGUCUUUGAAGUCGGUCUUACUAAAUGGUUAGGACCAUUAGAUGGAAAUAUGAAGACAAGUAUUUCUUGGCCUCCUACAUCGAUGCAGAGCAUUUCACUAAAAAAAGAAGUUGAUGCGUCUUCUUCAUGGUCGACAUAUAAUGUUAUUGUUCUACGCUUUUAUAAAACGCUUUUGGCUGCACGGAAUGGACGAAAUGGCUUUAUUAUGUCUUCUACUUAUGAAACAGAUAUUAAGUUAGGUCGUGGUAAACGGAAGAAAACUGAGGGACAGCAUUUUGAUAUUAAUUCUUCUACAAACAAGAAAAAAAGGUUUCAAACUAUUGAAAAUUCUGACGAUUCAAAUUUUGAUUCAGAUGAUCCUAUGACUGCGCAAUUUGCAAGUAAAAAAAAUGUUGCUGCUCCACCACUUGUCCCUUAUAAACCUGAAAAUAAUAAAACUGAGUCUCAAAAAAUACGAAGUGUGGCAAAACUAUAACAACUAUAAAGAUAUUGAAGGAGAAUCAAUCAGUAAGAAACACUGAUGCAUUGAUAUCUUAUCCGCAAUCUCAGAAAUGCAGAAAAGACUAUUUGCUUGCAAAGUUGAAUAAAGUAAAGAAGAAAACUUUAUCUGGAGAUAAUAAAUUAGAAAUUAUAAAGACUGCAAGACAAAAACAACAAAUAUAUGACAAAACGAAAAAACUGAAAUUAACUUCAGCAUCUCGUGAACGUGAUACGUUCGAAAAACAUUGUAAGUCAAUUAAUAAAAGCACAGCGUUUGAAAUGUCUUGUCAGAAAGGAUCUGAUGUAGAAGAAAGUGUUGGUGGUAUUCUGCGGCAUUCUUCCAUGGAAAGCAUAACAUCCAAGAUGUCAAAAGAUAAUAUUUCUACUGCUAGUGAUACAGAGUGUACUGAAAAGUCACCAUCCGUGAUCAGUACAAAUUCUAAAACUGAAUUAUGUCAAAUGC